AUGCGUCCCUACGUGCCGUCAUAUGGCCGGGGGGCAUCACAGAGGUGCCUCUGGGAGCGUUCCCCAAGUCCUCUGCCCCGCUCCAGAUCGCCGUUCCAAACAAAAAGCAACGGCACGUCGUCCAGCAACGACAAGUUCUCGGGCUUCUGCAUCGACGUCUUCAAGUCCGCUGUUGCGCUGCUGCCCUACACGCUCUCCUACCAGUUCGUCGCCUAUGGGGACGGCCAGACCCUGCCCAGUUAUGAUGCCAUGCUCGCUGCUGUCGCCAAUAAGACGUACGAUGCAGCAGUGGGGGAUAUCACCAUCACAUCGGACCGAGCCUUGCUUGUUGACUUCACACAGCCCUUUGAGUCAUCCGGGCUGUCCUUUGCGGUGCCGGUGCAGCGGGCUGCGCCCAACACGUGGGCGUUCCUGGCGCCGUUCACCCCGGGCAUGUGGGUGCUGCUGUACGUGUCCUUCUUCUACACCGCGCUCGUCGUCUGGUUCCUCGAGCACCUGCAGAACGAAGACUUUGGAGGCAAGCUGCACCAGCAGCUCGCCACCAGUGUGUGGUGGGUUGUCAGCGACCAAGGGGAGGAGCAAGUGCGCACAACGCUAGGCCGCACGGUGGUGAUAGUGUGGCUGUUCGUGGUCUUUGUUAUCUCCUCUGCCUACACCGCCAGUCUCUCCUCUGUGCUCACAGUCAGCCAGUCCGAGCCCACUGUCUCCGUACGUGCUACUACUACCCUCCCCCCUCCCUCCCCCCUCCCUCCCCCCUCCCUCCCCGCUCCCUCCCCGCUCCCUCCCAAGCAUUCCUUAUGUAUCGUGGGGUACAUGGCGGGCUCCUUCACAGCCACGUACAUGCAGGGCGUGGGCAUCAACGAGUCGCGACUAGUGGCCAUAGACCCGGAGGGCGACUGGGAUGCAGUGGUGCAGGAGCAGCAGGUGGCAGUGGUGGUAGAUGAAGAGCCCUACCUCGACAUAUUCCUCUCAGACCACUGCUACUACACCAAGCCGCCUCACGCCUUCGCCACCUUCAACUUUGGCUUUGCGUUCCAGAGGGGAUCGUCACUGACAGCGGACCUUUCUCUGGCCAUAGAGACCCUGGCACAGAACGGCCAGCUGCAGUCCUUGCACGACCUGUGGCUCCGGGGCAAGGGCACUUGUGCGGGGUUGGAGCUGGAGUCGAUGCGCCUGGGCCCGGACUCCUUCUGGGGGCUCUUCCUGCUCUACCUGCUCGCUGCUUUCGGCAGCUGCCUGCUCUACGCUGCUCUCCUCGUCUACCGUGGCCUCAAGGCCUUCCGGCUAGCACAGCAGCAGGCUGCAGCAGAGAGAGCGGCGGCAGCGGAGCAGGAAGGGCAGGAGGGGGAAGGCCCGAACGCAGUGGGUGUGACGCCAGUGCGUGCUGCUGUCAACAAGCCCAGACGCCUCAAGAGCCGCGUUCGCCACUACAAGAGCGCUUACACUGCGGGAGUGGAGUGGAGCAUGCAGCGCAACAUCGGAGUGUCCUCCUCCACACUCCACGGGUCUGAUAGCAACCCAUCAAUGCACUACGACGUCUCUCACAUCACCUACUCUUCCACCAACCCCACCGGGGAUGGCCUUGCCACCAACCCUGCCGCUGCUGAUGGCACUGGCACUGGCGCUGGUGCUGGUGGUGGUGAUUUUGAUGGGUCGGACGAUGGUCGCGGGGAGCGAGAGGUGGGCGAGAGGGGGCUUAGGGAUUCAUUGGAUGAGCAGCUGAGGGAGCUGAGGCAGAGCCAGUUCACUCGCAGCGAGUCGACUUUGUAA
Molecule: messenger RNA, 1770 nt
Organism: Closterium sp. Yama58-4
Lineage: Eukaryota; Viridiplantae; Streptophyta; Zygnematophyceae; Desmidiales; Closteriaceae
Source: the annotation of a GenBank genome assembly